Racocetra persica is the source of this 330-nucleotide messenger RNA. NCBI's taxonomy places the organism in Eukaryota, Fungi, Glomeromycota, Glomeromycetes, Diversisporales, Gigasporaceae. The record is from the annotation of a GenBank genome assembly.
AUGUCCUCUAAAUCAGAAUAUCGGUUUAAAAUCAUCACAGUUGGAACUUAUUCAAAAAUGCCACAAUAUCAAUAUUGUAAAAAGUUUAACGAUACUCCAUUUAAACCUCAGUUUAAAAUAAUCACAGAAAAAGAAAUAUACCGACGCCGACAUCGCAGAAAGCAUAAUUGGCAAUCUGGAUGUCAUCAGUUUAAAAUCACAGGAGACAUCAGUUUAAAAUCAUCACAGAAAAAGAAAAAGAAAUAUGCCGUCGUUACCAACAGUAGAGACAGUGCCCGAUCCAGAGCGAAUCCCUCUCUCUGGUGGAUGAUAGAGGGGAUAAUGUGUAAU